Dichomitus squalens LYAD-421 SS1 is the source of this 693-nucleotide messenger RNA. RefSeq lists its product as uncharacterized. The record is from RefSeq and is a predicted model, not a curated record. The transcript has 2 exons. NCBI's taxonomy places the organism in Eukaryota, Fungi, Basidiomycota, Agaricomycetes, Polyporales, Polyporaceae. The coding region runs from base 1 to 693 and encodes 230 amino acids. Gene Ontology annotation, molecular function: transferase activity, transferring alkyl or aryl (other than methyl) groups. Gene Ontology annotation, cellular component: membrane.
AUGGCGUUGGCAGGAUCUCCGAACACCUCAGAGCGCAUCUUCACGGUUAUCAGAGCCAGUAGAGUACCGGGAUGGUGCUUCGGGCCAAUACUCUACGGAAUCGGUGUCAUACACUCAAGACAGAUACCAAGAACCAUCCCCAGCCUUUCAAGCGCGGCAAUCCGCUUAUUGACAUUGUCUUUUCCGCUGUGCUCUAUAGUCUUUGGUGUCAACGAUGUCUAUGAUUAUGAGUCUGACCUCCGCAACCCACGCAAGAUUGCGUCGUCACUCGAAGGCGGCGUCCUUGCACCUGCCUUCCAUGCGGACAUCCUCCGCGCUGCCACCAUCUCUUCACUCCUCCUCCUUCUACCGUCUCUUUUUACGCGCAAUCUUCAAAAUGUCGCCGCCACCUCGCUCCUCGUCGUGUUCGGUUGGCAGUACUCCGCGCCCCCGCUCCGCCUGAAGGAGGUGCCUGCAGUAGACAGCAUCUCGAACGGCGUGAUGGUAUUCUUGUCAUGGUUCGUCGGGUUCAGCGCAGCAGGGAAAGGCAUCGCGGAGGCCCCGAGAAAGGGCUAUAUGAUGAGCCUAUGCACGGCAGGUGUCCAUGCGCUUGCCGCGGUUGCAGACGUUGAGGCUGACCGCGCGGCGAGGAUGCAAACGCUGGCAGUCGUUCUGGGUGCACGACUCGCAGCGGUAUUUGCCGCAUUGUGCUAG